AUGUCUAAACAAAAGCCAAGAUUGUGUAUUGUGGGGGUAGGACCUAGCGGUAUAUCGGCAUUGUAUCAAAUCAAACUUCGUGCAGCAAACGAGAUUGAUGUUGAAUGUUAUGAGAAGCAGAAAACGUGGGGUGGACAGUGGAAUUUCAAUUGGAGAACAGGAACUGAUGAAUACGGCGAACACAUUCCGGGCUCAAUGUAUCGCAACAUGUGGUCCAUUGCUCCUAAGGAAGCUGCUGAGUAUGAAGAUUACACCUUUGAGGAACAUUUUGGAAAACUCUUGCCGUCAUAUUUACCAAGGGAAUUCUUCCGACGUUAUAUUGACGAGCUAUUGCUAACAACGCGCCUGCUAGUCAUAAUCGUUAACGAUUGCUAUGCAGUACAACAUAGACAUAGACAUAAACAUAGACAUAAACAUAAACAUAGACAUAGACAUAGAAGAGGGUCGAGAAGACCAUGUCGCAUGAGAAAUGGGAAGUGUGGGGAUCUUUCUCCUUUCGUUCAUUACGAACAUGUUGUUACAAGUGUUGAAUACCAAGAGAAAUCAGACGAUUUUGUCGUGUGGGUUAGAGACCUUCCUGGAAACAAACAUUUCAAAGAAUGUUUCUCACAUGUGAUCGUCGCGACUGGUACCUUUAGUUACCCAAACAUGCCAGAUUUCCCUGGAAUAGAAACAUUUCAAGACCGGAUUCUGCAUUCUCAUGAAUUCAAGGAGGCAAAAGAAUUCAAGAAUCAGACCGUUUUAAUUAUUGGUGGCAGGUCUUCGGCCAGUGAGAUCGCUCUUCAACUGAUCAAGUACGACGCAAAACACGUAAUUUGCAGUUACAGGAACGAACCGAUGAAUCUAAUGAAUCUAAAAUGGCCAAAAGGAAUAGAAGAAAAGCCAAUAGUCGAAGAAGUCAAAGAUCACACAGUCGUCUUUAAAGACGAAACAGAGCACUACUUUGACACGUUUAUAUACUGCACGGGAUAUCGAUAUAAUUAUCCCUUCCUAAAAGGAGACCUUCAUUUCGACAUGCAAGGAAAAUCUGAUCUUUUCCCAGAUAAUAUGUACAAAGGCACUACUUGGAUAAAUGGAGGCAUAUGUUUCAUAUGA
Molecule: messenger RNA, 1095 nt
Organism: Mercenaria mercenaria
Lineage: Eukaryota; Metazoa; Mollusca; Bivalvia; Venerida; Veneridae
Product: senecionine N-oxygenase-like
Exons: 4
Coding region: 1-1095 (364 amino acids)
Molecular function (GO): NADP binding; N,N-dimethylaniline monooxygenase activity; flavin adenine dinucleotide binding
Source: RefSeq, a predicted model, not a curated record